Molecule: messenger RNA, 1117 nt
Organism: Limulus polyphemus (Atlantic horseshoe crab)
Lineage: Eukaryota; Metazoa; Arthropoda; Merostomata; Xiphosura; Limulidae
Exons: 3
Source: RefSeq, a predicted model, not a curated record
UCAACAUUUUGUUUCUCAGAUUCCAUUUUCCUUUGCUGUGGAGUUGUGGGGUGAUGGAGAUAUUCAAGGAAAACAAUGUUUUGAUUUAUUUAAUCCUCCCAAUAAAGAACUUCUGAGAAACAUGAAGGCUGUUCAUCCAAUUUAUGAAAACUUGUUUGUUAAUUUAAUACAAUGGAAAGAUGAACAACUGAAGUCUGUUUUAAGCAUUGAGACAGAUGGACCAUCACUUCUUCUCUGCUUCAUGAUGCUGGCAAUGGUUGUUAUGGUAACUCUUCUAGCCAUAUGUCAGAGGAGAUUUCUGAGCUGGUUUCAGCUUUAUCCACGUCGCAGGAUUGUUAGUUUGAAGUCACUAAGCACUAGUCUCCACAUUAGUUGACGUUUUGCCCCUAUUCAUCAAUGGUUUGAUUUCAAGAAAUGAAGAUUUUGGAUUAACAAGUUGAUUAAUGAUUAAGCUGGCCCAGAAUUUUAUUUUAUUGUCUUCUAGAUGUAGGAGUUUGGAAUUCAGUUUGUAGGUAUUAUUAAGAUAAUUGCAUUUGGAAGAACAGAAGUAUGUAUGUAAAACAAUAUAGGUUGUGAAUCCCUAAGAGAAAGGGUUUCUUUAUUCCCAGGGAUUGAGGUUAUUUUAUCUUCUCCAAAUAUAAUGUGAAAGAUGUAUAAUUUUACUGCCUUAUCAACUUGUGUGUUGAAACUAUAAAUCAGUGUGUCACAUAUGUAAAUACCAGAAAAGUAUGUGAUGUUUGUGUAUACAAGAAACUAUGACAUGUAGCUCUAAGAUAUAAAGUUAGAAAAGUCCUAUUAACUGAAAAGUAUUGGUAUUUUAUUAUAACAUAAUAGAUAUUGAAUGUGAGCCUGUGGUAUCUUAAAACAUCACAAAACUUAAAACGUUUUUCAGGUUUUUAUUUCCUGUGAAGAAUCAAAAUACAACUUCAGAAAUUUGAGUUGGAAACAUUUUGUCAAAGAAUAGGAUGUAUUAAUUUCCUUACAUUUCAAUUUCAUUAUUUUAGUUUAUAUUAUGGUUACCCAAGGAGUUGUAAUUUUCUUUGAACUGAUGGGGAAUCCAAAAAAACAAAAAAUAUUUCUGUUAAUAUUGUUUUUCUUUAGGAAAAUUUAUCUUUCA